AUGGGUAACUGUUGCUCUCAAGGCAAAAGCCAUGCUUCCUCAAUUACCGAAAAGGGAGAAUCCAUGCCUAAAAGCAGCCAUGACAAUGCAUGCAAUGGCACUCCGGGAAACAACUUCAUUGACAAUGCUAAACCUGCUCCUUCGGUCGCCCCGGGAACCCCCACCAGGCCUUCCAAGCCUGCUGCUCCCGUCGGGCCAGUCUUGGGCCGCCCCAUGGAAGAUGUCAAGUCAACGUACUCCAUCGGAAAGGAGCUCGGACGGGGACAGUUCGGCGUCACCCAUCUUUGUACUCACAAGGUGACGGGCGAGCAGUUUGCGUGUAAAACCAUAGCCAAGCGAAAGCUUGUGAACAAGGAGGAUAUCGAGGACGUUAGGAGAGAGGUUCAGAUCAUGCACCAUUUGACGGGGCAGCCUAAUAUCGUGGAACUCAAGGGCGCGUACGAGGACAAGCACUCGGUUCAUUUGGUCAUGGAGUUGUGCGCCGGAGGAGAGCUUUUCGAUCGAAUUAUUGCAAAGGGACAUUACACGGAGCGCGCAGCAGCAUCCUUGCUGCGGACAAUCGUCCAGAUUGUGCACAACUGCCAUUCUAUGGGAGUCAUUCACAGAGAUCUCAAGCCCGAGAAUUUCCUUCUGCUUAACAAGGAUGAGAAUUCACCACUCAAGGCUACGGAUUUCGGUUUAUCCGUUUUCUACAAACAAGGAGAACUAUUUAAAGAUAUUGUUGGUAGUGCAUAUUACAUUGCGCCUGAGGUGUUGAGGAGGAGAUAUGGACCAGAAGUCGAUAUCUGGAGUGUUGGGGUCAUGCUCUAUAUUCUUCUGUCUGGUGUUCCCCCAUUUUGGGCUGAAUCAGAACAGGGGAUAUUCAAUGCAAUUUUACGAGGCCAAAUUGACUUUGCAAGCGAUCCAUGGCCGUCGAUUUCACCUGCAGCAAAAGAUCUUGUCAGGAAGAUGUUGAAUUCGGACCCCAAACUGAGGCUGUCUGCCUUCCAAGUUCUCAAUCAUCCGUGGAUUAAGGAGGACGGAGAAGCGCCUGAUACUCCUCUUGACAACGCAGUGCUGGAUAGGCUCAAACAGUUUAGAGCUAUGAACAAGUUCAAGAAAGUUGCUCUUCGGGUGAUUGCUGGAUGUUUAUCAGAGGAAGAAAUCAGAGGAUUGAAAGAGAUGUUCAAGAGCAUGGAUACCGAUAACAGUGGUACUAUUACGCUCGAAGAGCUGAAGCAAGGACUCGCUAAGCAAGGAACUAAGCUCUCUGAAUAUGAGGUUAAACAAUUAAUGGAAGCUGCUGAUGCUGAUGGAAAUGGGACCAUAGACUAUGACGAGUUCAUCACAGCAACAAUGCACAUGAACCGGAUGGAUAGAGAAGAGCAUCUUUACACUGCCUUCCAAUACUUUGACAAGGACAAUAGCGGGCACAUUACAACCGAAGAGCUUGAGCAAGCUCUCCGCGAAUAUGGAAUGCAUGAUGGAAGGGACAUCAACGAAAUUCUCUCUGAAGUUGAUGCUGAUAACGAUGGUCGGAUAAACUACGAGGAAUUCGUGGCAAUGAUGAGAAAAGGAAACCCAGAAGCAAACCCCAAGAAACGACGCGAUGUAAAUCUUUAAAUGUACAGUACUGGUGCAUGCGUGCAUUCAUGCAUGGUGGGGAAAAAGAAUCUAAAAUUAAAAUCAUCAUUUUGGAUCAGCCCAGUACUCAUGUUUGUUUUCAUCUUUAGUACUGAAGCAAGCGGGUGGAGUUUCCUAUCUAAAAAUAUAUAGAUUUCGUGGAAGGUGCAU
Messenger RNA from Juglans regia (Persian walnut), 1773 nucleotides. Its product is annotated as calcium-dependent protein kinase 34-like. NCBI's taxonomy places the organism in Eukaryota, Viridiplantae, Streptophyta, Magnoliopsida, Fagales, Juglandaceae. The record is from RefSeq and is a predicted model, not a curated record. Gene Ontology annotation, molecular function: calcium-dependent protein serine/threonine kinase activity; calcium/calmodulin-dependent protein kinase activity; calmodulin binding. Gene Ontology annotation, cellular component: nucleus; cytoplasm. Gene Ontology annotation, biological process: protein autophosphorylation; intracellular signal transduction; peptidyl-serine phosphorylation. The transcript has 8 exons. Bases 1 to 1602 code for a protein of 533 amino acids.